AUGAGCCAGCGGAGCUCUCGCAGCCCGUUCGUGCCCAGCCGUCUGCGGGGGCUGCCGCCGCUGCCGCCGCCGCUCUUUGACGCCGAUUUUGUACGCCGCAUGUCCCGUGGCAGCACGCCAGCAAGCUCGCCGCGGGAAAGCGAGCUCUCGCCGCGCGACAGCGACGACCUGGGAGGCGGCCGGGUGUUCUUUGGAGGCGACUCGAGCAGCGGCGCCGACCUCUCCUGCGAUGCGACGGAACGGCCACCGACCGAGGCCUCAGUCUUGGGCAGCUGGCUGCAUGUCGGCAAGCAUGGACACCGGGCCAGCGUCUCUGGCACACGGCCCAGGAUAGUGCCAAGAGUGCCUUCCUGCGUUGCAGUGUAUAGUGGCCUCUGA
Molecule: messenger RNA, 378 nt
Organism: Emiliania huxleyi CCMP1516
Lineage: Eukaryota; Haptophyta; Isochrysidales; Noelaerhabdaceae
Exons: 2
Coding region: 1-378 (125 amino acids)
Source: RefSeq, a predicted model, not a curated record